Molecule: messenger RNA, 1535 nt
Organism: Balaenoptera musculus (blue whale)
Lineage: Eukaryota; Metazoa; Chordata; Mammalia; Artiodactyla; Balaenopteridae
Gene: MRPL1
Product: mitochondrial ribosomal protein L1
Exons: 12
Coding region: 36-1001 (321 amino acids)
Biological process (GO): translation
Cellular component (GO): mitochondrion; large ribosomal subunit
Molecular function (GO): structural constituent of ribosome; RNA binding
Source: RefSeq, a predicted model, not a curated record
GAAGCGUGGGACCAAUUUCGUCAACACAAUCCGGAAUGGUCAACAUGGCGGCAGCUGUAAGAUGCCUCGGUAGAGUCUUGAUACAUCAUCAAAGGCAUAGUCUUUCCAAGAUGGCUUCUCAGACGUCUCUUUAUCCUUGUUCUGUAUACGUUUCAGUGCCCAACAGACAUUUUGCUGCUGCUACAAGGCCUGCAAAGAAAACAAAAAAAGGUGCCAAAGAAAAAGCAUCGGAUGAGAAAAAAGAUGAGAUAGAAAAAAUAAAGUCAUAUCCCUUUAUGGAAGGUGAACCUGAAGAUGAUGUCUACCUAAAACGCUUAUAUCCAAGGCAGAUAUACGAGGUGGAGAAAGCUAUUCACUUACUUAAGAAAUUUCAAGUUCUGGACUUUACUAAUCCAAAGCAAGGUGUCUAUCUUGAUUUGACACUGGAUAUGACACUGGGGAAGAAGAAAAAAGUGGAGCCAUUUGCCAGUGUUCUUAGUUUGCCAUACCCAUUUGUUUCAGAGAUCAGUAAAGUUGCUGUAUUUACAGGGAAUGCAUCAGAGAUAAAAAUAGCAGAAGAAAAUGGAGCUGCAUUUGCAGGAGGAACUAAUCUGGUUCAGAAGAUUUUGGAUGAUGAAAUUCAACCAGACUUUUAUGUAGCUGUUCCAGAAAUAAUGCCGGAGCUUAAUCCAUUAAGGAAGAAACUGAAAAAAAGAUUUCCUAAGCUUACUCGAAAUUCCAUUGGCCGAGACAUCCCCAAAAUGCUUGAAUUAUUUAAAACUGGACAUGAAAUUAAGGUAGAUGAAGAAAGGGAGAACUUUCUGGAGACCAAAAUAGCAACACUGGAUAUGUCAAGUGACCAGAUAGCUGCCAAUCUGCAAGCCGUUAUCAGUGAAGUUUGUAGGCAAAGACCGCUGAAUUUGGGACCCUUUGUGGUACGUGCUUUCCUUCGAAGUUCGACAAGUGAAGAGAAAGAGAGACAGAGAAACAGAGGGAACAUGUACGCACAUGAUGUUAUAUAAAGGCAAUAAGUGUACCAAGGAAGACCAAGAAAUGAAUUUUGAUGCAGACCUGAAUUACAAGAAAUGUUAAAGGAAGUCCUUCGAGAGGAAGAAAACUGAUACCAGUACAAACCCAGUUCCAUACAAAUGAAUGAAGAAUGCCAGAAAUGGAAAAUAUGUGGGAAAAUACGAAAAAUGCUUUUCUGAUUUUUAUCCUUUCUUUUAAAAAAAUUACCUUUUAAAAGCAAAUGUAAUAACAGUGUAUAGUGGGGUUUAUAACAGUUUGAAGUAAAAUGUAGGAAAAUAGCACAAAGGUUGGCAUAUGGUAUAUACUUAUACUUGGCUUAUUUCAGUUGCGUGCAACUUUCUGUGUUCAUCUAGUAUUUUUAGUGGAUGAAAUCACAUGUAAAAUCAAAAGUCAAGUUAAUACUAAAAAUUUUUGUUAUUGUGUUAAAACGUUUGCAUUUUUGAAAACAAACAUUGUAGUAGAACUGACUGUAUAGUUCACCUAGUAUGACAAAAGUUUGCACCCCUGUUACCAUGAUGAAAAUCAAG